This is a messenger RNA of Mucor velutinosus, 378 nucleotides long. RefSeq names its product Plasma membrane ATPase. Gene Ontology annotation, biological process: mitochondrial proton-transporting ATP synthase complex assembly. Bases 1 to 378 code for a protein of 125 amino acids. Lineage: Eukaryota; Fungi; Mucoromycota; Mucoromycetes; Mucorales; Mucoraceae. Gene Ontology annotation, cellular component: mitochondrial matrix. The transcript is spliced from 3 exons. The record is from RefSeq and is a predicted model, not a curated record.
AUGUCUUUAUCAAGAAACCUGUCUCUUUACCGUGGUUUAUUAAGAGAAGUUAACAUUCAGUAUACAAAAGCUGCUAAUAACCCCACCUUUGCACAAGAAUUGAAGUCAAUUUAUCGCAACAAUCAACAUAUCCAAGAUCCUUCAAAGAUUGAAGCAUUAAACAGUAAUGCUGAAAAUGUGUUGACGUUUUUAACAAGUUCAAGAAAGCAUAAAGAACUUCGUGCAUUAUAUUCAGCUAUUGUGAUGGAACAAAAGAGAAAGAUUGAACUCUCUGCUAACCGUGUUGGUUUGAACUUACCAAAGCAAUAUGAUCCUGAAAACCCUCAACCUCUUGGUGGUAACGCUGAAGAAGCUGCAGCAUCAGACAAGAAGAAUUAA